Messenger RNA from Lymnaea stagnalis (great pond snail), 9535 nucleotides. The record is from the annotation of a GenBank genome assembly. NCBI's taxonomy places the organism in Eukaryota, Metazoa, Mollusca, Gastropoda, Lymnaeidae.
GUGUUUUUCUCACUGCUAAUUGUUGCAUUUGUUAUUUGGCGGUGAGUUAAUUUUAAUAUACACAAAACAAGACCAAAAAAAUCUAUUUUAAAAAAAUGUCUUUAUAGAAAUAAGCCACACAAAAAAAGCGGUUGCAAUUCGUAAACUUCCUAUUUACUCAAAUUACUUGAAAAAACAUGAAUUCAAGUAACGCAUUUUAUAAGAACCCCAUAUGGUGUGUUACUGUGAUGCCCACAUAAUUAUUAAUUGUUAGUACAUGAGAAGAUAAAAAAUAAGUAUGUUUCUAUUCACAAUAUGCUAUAAAUUAGCGAUAGGAACCUUUGGCCCGCGGGCCAUAUGCAGCCAGCUGAAACGAUUAGUGCGGUCCACAAGACAUUCCGAUAACUGGAUUUAUGUGUGCGUAUAAAUACCAAAUAUAUAUAUAUAUAUAUAACUAAGUAUUUGGGAAAUGAGCCCGUAGAAACUUCUAGGAGCCCUAAUUUAAUGACGUUUAUGAUCUAUAUUAAACAUGUGAUCAAAAUGACAAUUUCGUUUUUUCUUGACGGUGCUCUGCUCACUAAUGUUCCCCAAUUAUUUUAAAGAAGCUGCUUAUGGACAAGAUUGUAAUUUCAUAAGAACAUAAUAUUAAGGUUUGAGAAAAAGCUAAGCAUGUACAAUACCCACCAAAAGUUGGACGUUUCAAUUAAGAAGCCGCCGGCAGCAACAUAGAGACACAAAACAAAAUCCAUUUCUUGAGGUUAUUUUUAAGGCACAUGCCUUUUUGUUGUCAUAUAAAUAAAAAAAAAUUGUUUGUUAAUUCUUCUAUUGUGUUGGUUUGGGGAAUGGUCUUGCCUUAGCCAAGAUUGAGUUGGUAUACAGCAUAUGGUAAAAUAAUGUCUGACUGGAAAGAACGUUUUAAAGUCCUCUGAAGAAGAUCCAUUUUAUGCAGCUGACAAUUUUUAAUUUAUACCCCUACUAUUUAUAGAAAACGAAAAAUGCAAUCAACUCAAAACAAAGGAGAAGAAGUCCAAACACGGCAGCAAAUACCACCAGCGAUGAUUGAUGUCACCAGUGCAAUAGGACAAGGUAGCUACUAGUUGACGAUACAUCAUUAUUACCUUAAAUGAUGCUUAAAAUAAUAUGUUACUUGAAGCGCAAUGUUUCCUGUUUGCCUAAGGCGAAUCACCAGUCAAAUGAAAUUAACCCUUAUCACUCAGACCCCAAUUCUUGACCUUUUGCAUUAGGAUGAGUUUGGAUGAGGUUGUAUGAAAUUUAGAUAUUGCCUAAUGGAGAAUAUAGAUGUCAAGGCUGAAUGGAAACGGCAGAUGGUGAGCGUGGGUUUGGAAAACAAACUAUGGUUAUUUAGGUGGGAAAAAAUGUUUUUUAGAGCUGGUGAAUGGAGAUUUUGAGGAAAUGGAAUGAAGCAGACAUACACUUAAACAACUCAUAUCAAAGACUGUGGGGUUAACGUUAUGAACGACCUGUGGGAUUACUUCUGUAAACAGUGAAACUUAAUGGUGUAUUAUACUGUGGAUUAAUAUAAAGAAAAAUAAGAAACUAAGAUGGCCAGAAAAAAAGUAAAAUAGGUUAGUAAUACUUAAAACGAUUUCAUAAAUCUGAUGAAUUCUUAUUAUUAAUUUUAUCGUGUGUAUGUUUCCCCGCGUCUGUCAAUCCGGAACCCACGUUUGACGAUAAGAAUGACGUAAUUUACAUGUUAAAUUUUAUGUUUAAUUCUUUGUUCAUUCAAUUUUGUUACAAGCACAAACAAAUGCCUGUGCGAAUGUAGGUCAAAUCAACACAUUUAUUAGGACAGUGGAUUUGAACACAUUUUUGCAGACCCAUAACAAGGAGUUCUUUGUUAAACAGUUUGAGGUAAGCUUGAAAACUAGCUCAUUCAUACACCAACACAAAGACACAUGCCAACACAGAGAUACAUACUAACACAGAGACACGUGCCAACACAGAGACACAGGCCUUCACGGAGACACAUGCCAAAACAGAGACACACGCCAACACAGAGGCACAUGCCAACACAGAGACACAUGCCAACACAGAGACACAUGCCAACAUAGGGACACAUGCAUACAAAUAUAUAUAUACAAAGACAAAGAUGGCGAGAGAGAGAGAGAGAGAGAGAGAGUAGCAUCACGUAUAUUUAUCCUCACGUGUACCGUAAGGCAUUAUUGGGCGCAUACAUAAAUGAAUUUAUUAAAAUAUCUUUUUAUGGCAUGUGUUACCAGAUUGUAUUCGUCACUUUGGAAUUGAUAAAAAUAUAUAUUUUAUCAUGUAUAGACUGAGGUAUUAAAAACAAAUAGAAGUAAUCAGCAAAUAAACAUUAUUGUGAGCAAUAUUGUAUUUAUGUUAAAGGUAAUAUUAAAUUGUUUUAUGCAAAAUCUUGUAACACUAAUCACAGGGUCUUCCUGAAACUCUAAAUGUGACAAGUAAGGUUGGACUCAAACAUUUUGACAAGAAAAAAUACAGAAAUGACGAAAUUGUACCAUGUAAGUCAUCAUAACAAAACUAGCACUGAUCAUCUAUUCCACACUGCACACAUUAUAAUUUUAAGAAGUGGAAUUUUGUUUAUCGCUUUAAAAAAAAACACCAAAAAAAAAACACCUUUAAAAUCAUCGAGUUUAAUGACCCCGCCAUCCCACCACCCCCCCCCCCCCCACACACACACACUUUCCUUCCCGGAGCUUGUUUAUAUUCCCUGACCGUUGUACGAAGUACAAAACACAACAAGUCCGCCUUAACGACAUGUCAAUGAAACGUCUACCGUUAAAUUUUAUGGUUUAAUGAUUUUAUUUUUCGUUUGUUUUCUUAACCCUAUCCUAAUGCAACUACGAGUAAACUCUUCCUCAAAACUUUUAAUAGAGUUAUUUUUAAAAAAAAUAGCGUUUGCUUAGAGGGCACCAAGUGAAAUCACUGACUUGGCAGUGUUUAAAGAUGUUCUAGCUUGUAAAUAGCAUACUAAAAGGGACAAAUGAUAACGUCUGAAUAGCCCUUUAAGCUACCAACCUGUCCUGAAUGCAACCCCAAACGUACCGUUAAUGUGAUAUUAAAGUUUAGGGAUCUCCCAAUACACUCACACAGAUUAACACAUAAAAAAACAUCAAUAAAUCUUACACAGAUACACAUAAAAACACAAAUAAAUAUAACACAGACACACAUUAAGACAUCAAUAAAUCAUACAAAGAUACACACAUAAAAACAUUAAUAAAUCUGACACAUCUAAACUAGAUUAGAUCUAGACUACACACAUUAAUGAAACAUGAAGUAUUUCAUGACAAUUUCUGUUUGAUUUGUACUUAAUUCAAAUAAACAAAAUCGUGGACUAAAAUAAGAGUCUGGACUAAAUCUUCAAGAUGAACAUCAUCUCCCGGCUCGUCAUCGAAAAUCGUUUCAGACUCAUCUAUGCUUGUUUCUGUGUCAGAGUCAUCAUUCAUUAUUGCUUGUUUUUCUCCUUUCCAGCCCUUUUACAUUUUACAAUCUCCUGCUCUUCAGCCGUGUUUAGAUAGGUUCUUUCUGGUGCUCUGCUGAUUCCUCGUCGUCCAGUUAGUUUAUUUAUGAAAGUUGCCCAUGGAAUGCCAUAACCUUCUGCAUCAUUUCUCUUAGGCGUUCCAUCAUCAACACCUUUUAAAGCUUCCAACAAAACUUGUUGGGUUUAAUUUAGAUUAUAUCUAUUCAUAUUCAUUGUGCUGCUUCUGGGGAAAACAUAGUCUAGAUAGUGUAGUGUGUUAAGAGGUCAGAAAAUGUCAUGAUGCUUUUAGACUAUGAACACCAUAUCAAACAACUAUGAACAACAUAUCAAACAACUAUGAACAACAUAUCAAACAACUAUGAACAACAUAUCAAACAACUAUGAACAACAUAUCAAACAACUAUGAACAACAUAUCAAACAACUAUGAACAACAUAUCAAACAAAAAGCCUCAAUUUACACAACAAAUGUAAACAUAGCUUUUUAUUUAAUAGUUUAUAAAAGCAUAGACGGUGUCUAGAUAUAAAAUAGCUCUAAAUCUUAAUAAGAAUACUAUAAUAGCCCUACGCAUACGUUAUGGUUACACAAAUGACAACUAAAAUGUUACUUUCCUAAUUGCAUCCAUUGUGGUUCAACAUGUCACAUCACACAUGUUUGCCUUGCCUUGAGUGCAACCAGCGAGACAUCAUACUUGUCUAUCACAUUUGACACAGUUGAUCGUGUUUACAGUUUAUUUGAACCUUUACACAACCUUAUCACAACAGUAGCAACUCAUUCACGCCAUAUACUAAAGAUACCUAACAUAGUGAACAACUUACCUUAAAAUGUCAAAGACAGAUGUUCUUUUUUGUCAAAUUUUUACUAUAAAUACCGUAUUCCGAAAUGGUAGUAAAUGAUCCGGAAGUAAAAGCCAAACAGUAGACCAAGGAGAGUCUACUGACGAUAUCUUUGUUUUGGCAUAGCUCCUAUAUCGAGAGUUAAGUACAGGCGUUGUCCAAAGAACUGGUUGCACAAGGGGCAACUUACUCCUUUAAACAAAUAAUUUGUAUUUUAUUAUUUACUUUUUUUUUAAACGACAAUAAAAAGACAUUUCUGAAAAAAAAAAUCCUAAUGUUACGGAUCAGACAAAGAAAUUGCCUGCUUUAGUUAAAAUGCAUUAAUCUAAUCUUCUUUUAAAACAUUACUUUUAAAUAGAUACUUAAUUGAUUCGAGAAAAUAAUCCACCUAAGUGCAUGUAAGUCUCUUUUUUUAUGUAAAUUGUCUUUAUUUCUACAACAUAUUUUCUUUUAAAUGUAGUGCAUUUAAUUAUUGUAUACAAGCCAAACUUGCAGCUGCAAUGCGCGAACAUUCUAUUUAAUAAAGUCCCUUGACACAACAUGCAUUCGAGUUACAUAAUUUAUACGAUUCCUUAUUAGUGAUCUCCCUUUCAUCAUUAGUGAUCUCCCCUUCGUCACAUCAUUACUCCCUGAAACGUAUUAAUAUUAUGAUGUUCAACCAUCUUUCACACCGCAGAUUUAUCACGUCAACUUUCUCCGGAAAACAAAAUAAGAUAUUACGCACUUGAGCUAUUUUUAUGAAUCUCAUUUAGCGCAUUUAUCGAUAGUAUUAACAUUAUUGAAUUACUACGAAGAUAAUUGUUUAUUUUAAUGAUGUUCUUAAUGAUUAUUUCUUUGGCAUCCACCCUUUUCGGUCUCAUAACCUUUCAAGACUUCUCUGACAAAAGUCGGAAGCCUUUUCCAUAUUUUGCGAAGAGAUCCUACUGUUUCACCCUCGGGGAUUCCCCAUGCUCCACGGAAGCUGAUGAUCUCAAGAGGGCUUCAGAUAAUCGAUACAAUUGAACUUUCAGGGUGGUUGGGUUGUGGACAACAUUUUAAAUUAAGUGCAAUGACAUAUUGCCCAAAUGUACCCUUAAGUUCAUUAAACCUUAGAUUUUCGGAGCGCACAGCCUGAAUUUUUACUCGGAAUUUUUCUUCCCACAUAUGUGAUAACAUACAAAGUUUACAUGAACUGGAUGAAUAUCAUGGAUUUGAUCUGCUCUUUUUAUUGCUCUACAUUCGACACAAUAACACCAUCAAAGGAUGUGUUAUCAUGCCUUUGUAAUGUUUUUUUUUUUUUAAAUUCAACCAAUGCUUCUCAUCUGUGAGCUUAGCAUAAUCUUUAACAUGUCUACCAAAUUGACACAAUUAUUGUCUAUCUUUUGUUUCAAUUUUUCGAUAUAUUAUUCUUGCUUUUAAAAAAAAAGUACAUCAUGUUUAUUAUCUUGUGUAAAUAAAACAUACAAAAGAUGAAAAUUAAAUUCCUUUAAAUUAACUUAAUUAUUUCAAAUAAGUGUUAAGACGUAUUCUUAGAUUUCUUAUACCAUGCCCAAAUGGUUCAGUUUAAAAAAAAAAAGUUUUUAAAUUGUUAUGUUAUGUUUUGUUCAGAUGAUUACUCACGAGUUCAUCUAGAGAUUAACACAGAGGUUAACGAAGGAGAUUAUAUCAACGCGUCCUAUGUCAAGGUAAAAUAUAAACUGUGCUUGUGGUUGUAUUCUACCACAUCUUUAUUUAACACAUUUAGUUUCAAGUCAGCUUUUUAAGUAUUCAUACAAGAGCUUUCCUCCAAAAAAUCUAACAUUACAAUUAUUUUUACAGGGCUAUAAAGAAUCAGAGAACUUCAUUGCUUCUCAAGGUAGAGCCUAUAUUAAUGAUCCAAUUUCUUUUUUUGUCGUAUGCUUGUUGCUUUAAUAGUUUAAAAAAAUCGAUCAAAGUAUGUAAAAAGUUACUUGACAUAACAAAAAGAUUUGUAACUCAGAAGGAUGUGGUUUGGAAGUUAAUGUAUUAAAUAUUUUUUUUCCAGAUCCCAACAUCGCAAUGGUUAACGACUUCAUUCGAAUGUUAUGGGAACAACAAGUUGAAAAAGUCGUGAUGCUUACAAACUUGAUGGAAUAUGCUGAGGUUAAACGAUAUUUACAUUUAUAUUAAUUUGAUUGAAGGAUAAAUAGUUUUUUCUUUUAAAUGUAUAUUGUAAUUUUAAUUUUAAGAUUAUUUAAGUGUUAACUUAUUUUACAAAUAGUUCAAAUAUUAACUUAUUUUACAACUAGUUCAAAUGUUAACUAAUUUUACAAAUACUUAUUUUAGGAAAUUAUUUACAAUUAGGCCAAUUAUUUACUUAUAAUAGAAAUGGCUCUCUUUUGAGCUUAUUUAACAAAAGGUCAAUUAUUAACUAAUUUUACAAGUAGUUCUCUUAGGAAAUUAUUUUACAACUAGGUCAAUUAUUAACUCAUUUUACAAAUAGUUCUCUUAGGAAAUUAUUUUACAAUAAGGUAAAUUAUUUACUUAUAAUACAAAUGGCUCUCUUAGGAAAUUAUUUUUACAAAUAGUUCAAUUGUUAACUCACUUUAGAAAUAGUUCUCUAAUAAUCUUAUUUUACAACUAGCUCUAAUAUUAACUUCUUUUACAACUAGUUCCAUUUUCUAUCAACUUUAAAUCAGACACAAUGUGAACGAUAUUGGCCAGAGGAAGGCGAGAAGGAGUUUGGUGGUAUCAAAGUCAAGCUGACAACAACCCAAGUCUGCACUGAUUUCACUAUUAGAAGGCUUGAACUCAGAAAGGUAAACACUGGCAGAGUUGGCGCGUGACCUUUGAGAACCACGGCCAAUGUUCAGUUUUCGUCAUUUAGAUUGUAAAUGCAAUUAUUAUUAUUGUUUCGUGUCAUCGCGACAACUUUGGUUAAAUUUAGAAACGGAUGCUUUCCUACAGUCCCAUCUGAGUCACAUGUGUUUCAAAGCAAAUAUGACUGCUUUGACAAUACAUUUUAUCAAGGGAAAAUUACUUUAUUAAUUAUUUUUGCAGAUUAAAAAAAAAAAUUGUUAGUUAUACAUUGAAUAUUUUUUUCCUGAAGUUGGUUUUACAGGUUUGUGAAAGGUCAGGCUGCCUGGUUUUUGUGUUUGACAAAUUACUUUUGGAAAUGUAUUUCAUUAACUGUAUAUUAUUAGUCUUUGCUUAGAAUUGUUGAUUUUUUAAAAUUUGUAAUGAUAUCUUUAUGCGUUAAAUCAUAUGCUGAAUAUGAAUAUAAACACAUGGCUCAAAUUAUGCUUGUUUGGGUUAAUUAAGAAAUAUUAAAGUCAAAGCAGAACGAUACAAUAUAAACUAGAAUAUAUGAUGCAACGUUACCAGGAUUAUAAAGGCAGACAUUGUGUGUUAUUUUCUUCCUGCUAGUCGAAAACUCAUCAGAAUGCCUUAUUAAAAUAAAAAUUUAUUAUUAAUGAUAUUUACAUUUCUAACAACAUUUAGUUUUCUUAAACAUUUAUAAGCUAUAUAAUACCCGCGUACCCUAACCCAUUUUAUGACAUUGAACUACAAUUUAAUUCUCAAAAUUUAAAAUAUUGUAAGUUUACAACAAAAAAUCUAUUUAAAAAUUUAAAUAAAUAUAUAUUUGAUAUCUGCAUUAAAGACGUAAGAGAAUAAAAAGUGCGGGGGGGGGGGGGCGCUAUAUGUUUUUUUUUAAAUCCAAUGAUAUUAAAGCAGUGAAAAAGAAGUGAAAGCUUUUCUUUUAAAAAAAAUCAUCUAUUUAAAAAUUUAAAUAAAUAUAUAUUUGAUAUCUGCAUUAAAGACGUAAGAGAAUAAAAAGUGCGGGGGGGGGGGGCGCUAUAUGUUUAUCUUUAAAUCCGAUGAUAUUAAAGUCGUGAAAAAGAAGUGCAAGCUUUUCUUUUAAAAAAAAUCAAUUAUAUAUGUUAUAAAAAUUACAUCUCAACGAGUAACUUACACACGUUGACCUAUACGUCAAGUCAGGAAGGGGAAAAUAGAAGAUUGGUUUUCUUUGCAACUCAAGAUAUUCAGAUUUUCCUAACAAAAUUUCGAUAUUUAAAAAUGUAUUUUCAGUUUUUCUUAAAAUUAAUGUUCGAAUAAGAAGUAUUGAGAAAAUUGUUGGUUUAUAACAAUGUCUUAAAACCCAAUCAAUUUACGCGUAAAAAAAUACUAUUUUAAAAAUAGAGACUUAUUAUUUGCACUUACAGGAGCAUUCAAAAAGAUGGCGUACGAUGUUCUUUCAAAAUAUGAAAACAAUAUUUUUGCUUCCAUUUUGCGAAAAGUAAAGUUAUUUGUAAAUUUGGUGCAUAUAUUUAUGAAAUUAUUAAUAUUACUGAAAAAAGCAAGGGUGUUCCAGAAUGGAACAUUUUUUAAGUGAUUAUUUUUUUUUAGAUAUGAGAAUUAUAAUUUUACUAUUUCCGAUUUUCCGAUAUGGUAGAGAAGCGAGGUUACAUUUUGGUUAAAUUUUUAUUGAAGAUACAAAAAUAUCAAAUUCCAUUAUUGCUAAAUAUAAUUAAAAUAUUAUUAUAUACAUAUAAAUAUAUUUUUUCAGAGCGUAAACAUGGGUAGAGUAGGCCUACAGCUUAUUGCAGAUAAAUAUUUCUGAACAUUAAAAAAAAAACAACUUAGAAACGUAAACAUCAAUGCACAGAGACUUUAAACAAGGAAAGUCUGGAGAAUUUAAUUCAAUGUUUUAUAAUGUUGUCGGACUGUUCUCAGUUUUAUAAGUAAAAAUUUAAUUGUUAAAUAUUUAGUCUUCGCAAUAGCCUGUGGAUUAUAUAGUAAAGUUCCUACUUUUAUUAUUAACGUAACAUCGGGACAUAUCUUCUAGUAGAAGUAUUUAUUAUGUCUAGCUGAAUAAUAUAUUAUAAAAUUUAAUAUAAAAAGUAAAAAAAAAAGAAAAAUUCAUAAAUGUUAUUGGAUUAAAUUGUAUGCAUUACAAAAAAAAAACAUUAAAAAACAUUAAAGACUUAAAAACAUUAGAUUGGCUACUACAGAAAUAUAUAUUUAAUACAUAGAAAUUUGGUUUGACAAUAUAGAUUAUUUUUUUAAUACAUUUUAUAAAGCAAAUGAGCUAAAUUAUGGGACUAGGAUGUGUUAUAUAUAAUGAAACAUGUAUAGUUCUUCUUCCAUAAAUCACAGAUCAAUACAAAAGUACAACAUGUUACACAGUUCCACUUCACCUCUUGGCCUGACACAGGAGUUCCUAAAACGCCAUGGAGUUUUGUAGAUUUUGAACAGAGAGUAGCCGCUGAGCCUACAGAAAAACCAAUUGUUGUUCACUGCAG